This is a messenger RNA of Symbiodinium natans, 1287 nucleotides long. NCBI's taxonomy places the organism in Eukaryota, Dinophyceae, Suessiales, Symbiodiniaceae. The record is from the annotation of a GenBank genome assembly.
AUGCUCUCGGAGCCAGUGACUAGGAGGAGGGGCACCGAGGGCCGUAGGGGUUCGGCUCCCGCCCGCCCACGUGGUGCUGCCCCGCGGCAGCGUCGGGGCACCGAGCCCCGAAGCCAGAGCCAAAGCCGAGGAAGUCCUCGGCCAGGAUGGGAUGAGGACACCCGUGCACCGACUUUGUUCGACACUCGCUUGCGGAGGCACAUCUUCCAACCGUACAGCCGUGCCGCUGUCGAGAGUGUUAUGGCAGGGCCGCGGAUGCCGCGGCCACGAACGAUCCCUGCAACUGCCCUUCGGACGGCGCCGGCGCCGCAGACAGUGCAGCCUGCGCAGCCCGCGCGCCCAAAGCAACAGAAGCAACCGAAGCACCAGAAGCACCAGAAGCCAGGGCAGCUGCGACGCCGGCUGCAAGUAGCCCCGCGUACAGAUCGCCCCGAAAGUGGUGUUCGACCUUCAGAGGAGGUGCCAGAAGCACCACAGCCGCCUGCCCAGGCGCCAAGCGACAGCAAAGAAACCACCUCAGAUCCUUCGGGGUGGCCGCCUCCGCUGCUACCAUUCCAGGUGCUGCCUGUGACACCUGGACCAGAACAGCUGCAAGUCACCCACAUGCAGAGAAGGCACGCCGUGGCCAGCUUGAGUGAGAAACUGGCCAUUCUUCUGCCAGAUCCUCAAGAACCCAGCAGAGCUGGGCAGGUUCUGCUGAUGCCGCCUGUUCCGGCACACGACCCCAUUGAUCAUGUGGAGCAGAAACGGGAGAUUCCGAUCAAGUUGGUAGAUGUGCCCACCAUGCCGGCCAAAGCACAGAGCUUGUCUCAGAAGCUCUCGGCGCUUCUCGGGCCGGAGCAUCCGCCUUGCCCCUCCCCGCAGCGGCGCCGGGACGUGGCGCCGGGUGCACUUCUUCAGCAGAACGCUGCAGAAGUUGUUCGCAAGGUUGACUUUCUCACGGACGGAGUGUUGGAGCACCUCCUCGGAGAUGCACUUCACCGCCUCGAUGCGCUGCCCGAGAAGCGCCAGCAGCACUCCAUGCGUUCCGUGCCUUCUGACGACCGGCGGCCUCAGCCGCGGCACGAGGAAGCAGACGGGCAGACGCGCGACCCGCGGGCGGAAAGCUUGGAGAAGCUGGUGCAGCACGCUGAGGACAAGUUGGAGAUGCUGGAGCACGAGCUCAAGCUGACGUACCUCCAGCAGGAGCCCGCUGCCGGAAGGAGUCCCAAGCAGGAAGCUCGCCAUUUGCAUGUGAGCUCCUGCCCAGACUCGGAGGAGGAGGAGGAAGAGGAGGACAGGGCUUAG